Messenger RNA from Drosophila elegans, 1640 nucleotides. RefSeq lists its product as uncharacterized. The transcript is spliced from 3 exons. The coding region runs from base 515 to 1528 and encodes 337 amino acids. NCBI's taxonomy places the organism in Eukaryota, Metazoa, Arthropoda, Insecta, Diptera, Drosophilidae. The record is from RefSeq and is a predicted model, not a curated record.
GCAUGCGGCUUAAGCUGUGUGAGGGUGUCGGUGUUUGUAGAUUGCUGGUAAUGGUGAUUUUAAGACUAAAAGUAUGCUAUGGAGUUGUUCCCAUUAGCCAGUUUUUCUAAGAACAAGUAAAACAAACUAAACGUGAUGUUAUCUCAAACCCACAUUCCAAUUAACCUUGAAUGACAUUUGAUAACAAUUUAAUUUUUAGAAAUAUAUUUUUUAAUCAAAAUGUAUUUAUUUUAUAUUUGAAGGCCAACUCAAACAAUAUUUUUACUUCAUUAUUUUGAAAUUAUCAUCUUUACAACAAGUAUAUUUUUAAGUUUUUGUGCCAUAUGUAUUUGAUAUUCAAGAACUCUUUAUGUAAACCCAGUAAGUCAAAGCAUAAAUUUCAUACAUCCCUCGAUCUAUUAUUUCGACUGAAAACUGUAGAAAACUAAUGAAAGAGAUACUGCCGAGAAUUUAUUACCCAGCUCAAUGGUUGCUGCCACAAAACCCGACUCAAACUGGUCUAAAUGUGCUCUAAAUGCGCCUAAGCAAUCUCCAUUGGAUCGUGUCUAUAAUUAUCUGCGCAAUCGGCAUAGAAGGACAACCAAGCGGUAUGAAAAAUCGCGGAAGGUUCGUUUCUUCACUGGGCGGUGAUUUCGAGGCGGAGACAAAUGGAGUUCGGAGAAUGGAGCGAUCUAAUUCUGGAGGACUGCUGGAAGCUGAUACUAUUGCUGCCGGCAUGGGAAUUCAGGCUGCGGAUCCAAAUGUAAUGAGCUCCUGCCAAAUCCUUCCGAAUCCCGCCGCCCCAGGCUCAGCUAUUUGCGACUUCUAUCAACCCAACUGGCAGACGCAGCAGUUGGAGCUGCAGCCGCAACCGCUGCAGCAGCAGGCAUGUCAUUCGAGCCGGAUCAACCAGGGGACACCCAAUGCCUACACCGAACAGGAUGAGAUCGAGCAGCGGCGCCAGGAGUUGCGCAAUCUCGUCCAGCAUUUGUAUGUGGCCCAGGCGAGGGUUCAACUGGAGGCCACCGAGAUUAAGAAGGCGCAGUCGGUGGCCAGUUCGGCUCAGUCGCAGCUGGAGGAGUCGGCCAACCAUGUGAGGAGCAUUACCGCUACAUUGCACACCGCCCAGCAGGAAGUGGCCGCCUCGGCGAUUCGGGCCCAGAUUGCCCAACUCCAGUUGGCCGCCCACGAUCAGCUUUUGUUUGCCGCACGCCAGGAUGUGGAUGCGUUGUCCUCCCAAAUGGUCGGUCUGCAGGCCGCCGAGGGCAUUGUCCAGCCAAAGCUCACAGUGGAUCUGCACGCUCUGCUGGAGAAGUUGAAGCAGCCACUGCAGCAAUAUGAUCGCCCCACCGCAGUUCCAGCCAUUUCUCCCAGUCUCCCAGGAACAGCAACCCAUCAGCACCAGUUUCUCAAGCAGCAGCAACAAAUGGGUCAGGCACAAGGUCAAGGGCAGGGUCAAGGUCCUCUCAACCCUGCCGGUGGAGGAGUAGUCGGUUCCAGUGACUUCAUCAGCCUGCCCAGGGUUAAUGUGCCUCCCUAUGUCACUUAGCUGCCUUUAAACAAUUACAUCUGAUUACCUCUGCCUAAGUAUUUAUUUUUAUUUUAUUUAAUAUUUAUUGUACUUGUUUGCUUUCCAUAAAACCAUAUAUUUCAUUUAAAAA